GUUCGAGAUAAUUUAGUACCUGUAUAAGUACUUUGUAUCACAAAGUACAACAAAGUAAAAUCGAAGACGAAAAAAAAUAAUAUUAAUUAUUAUCUUAAUUAUUAUCUUAAUAAUUAUCUUUAAAUAAUCUAUAAAAUAUAGUGAAAAUCAAUUAAAAACUAAAACUAUUACAGACACUUUAAAAAAUUGUCACUAAUUUUUCAUAAUUCAUUUAAUUAAUUUAUCUCGCAAUAUUUUUAUAUUGAUAUAAAAAGUGCAAAAAAUAAAAUAAAAUAAAUAAUGACGCGAAAUACAAGUAUUAAAUGUCAAAGAUUUAUCUUUUUAUCGAGACAAUUGACAGAUAGUGCUGCGGAUAAAGGUUAUAGUGGAAGUGUUAAUAAAAAUAAAUUGUUAAAUCGUAUAAAAAAUGCUUCUUUAUGGAAAAUGAAAAUGUCUAUGCAAAAUCAUACAAAACUUUUAAUGCAAUUGAAAAAUUUCUUAUAUAAAUCUGGUUAUGACAAAAGUCUACAAAUUAUUUUAUCUAAAAAUUGGUUAGAUUUUUUACAAAAAGUAACAUAUUCGCAAAUAAAUACUUUGAAAAAAUUGUCACCAAUUGAAUUUUCAAAAAACAUAAAUGAUACGAAAAUAUCAGAUGUAGAAAAAUGUAAUAAUAGUGAAAAAGAAAAAAAAAAUGUAAUAUUAGAAACUUCAGAAGAAAAGACAUCAAUUACCAAUACUAGUGAAUGUAAAAAACAAACUCAUGAAGAUACCACAAGUGAGAAUAAAUUUCAAGCUAAAAUAGGAUCCCAAUCUCUUUCUCAAUUUCUUAAUGCAUUAAUAUUUAAUUCUGCUCAAAAUAAAACAGCUGGAUUAGUUGUAUCACCAAAAUGGAAAAUAAAUCUUCAUAAAAAUAUACCAAAACAUAGUAUUGCAUCUAGAACACGUCAUGUUUUGAAUGCUAUUGCAACUGCUGAAUCAAAUGCUUCAUGUUUGAGGAGAAUUGAAGAUUUAUUAUUACAUAUUGAUCAAUAUUCAGAAGCUAGGCAUUAUGCUAUUAAGGAAGGAGCAAUUAAAAUAUUGCUUAAAACUCGACAAAGAAUUAAGGAUGAACAAAUAAGAGCACCUAUAAGAGAAGCAUUAACAGUAUUAGGUUAUACUGAUCCAUUGCCUGGCAGAGGUAUUAGAAUUCUUUCUAUUGAUGGUGGAGGUAUGCGUGGAGUAUUAGUUAUAGAAAUGUUAAAAAAACUUGAGAAACUAACGGGCAAAAAAACUUAUGAAAUGUUUGAUUAUAUAUGUGGUGUAAGUACAGGAGCUAUUCUUGCUGCUGUUUUAGGUGGACAUAAACGAAAAUCAUUAUAUGAAAUAUCAGAAUUAUACAAAGAACUAAGUACCAAAGUAUUUACUCAAAGUGCUAUAAAAGGUACAAGCAAUUUGGUAUGGAGCCAUGGAUAUUAUGAUACAGCUCUUUGGGAAAAAUUAUUGAAAGAACAUUUAGGAGAAAAAAUUCUUAUAAAAACUACUCGCGAUUCUACUUCUCCAAAAUUUUCAGCUAUAUCUGCUAUAGUAAAUCAUGAACGCGUAAUGGCUUAUGUAUUUCGAAAUUAUACUUUACCUCAUAGAGUCGAAAGUUUAUAUAUAGGAUCUCAUAAACAUAAAUUAUGGGAAGCUAUUAGAGCAUCUGCUGCAGCACCUAGUUAUUUUGAAGAAUUUAAAUGUGGUGAAUAUCUUCAUCAAGAUGGAGGUAUUUUGGUAAAUAAUCCCUGUGCAGUUGCAUUACAUGAAGCUAAACAAUUAUGGCCAAAUAGUCCAAUUCAAUGCGUGAUUUCAUUUGGAACUGGAAGAACGCCAAGUCAAAUUUGUGGAAAUAGCAAAAAAUCUGCGGAAAUUGCGAUUUCAAGUUGGAAAGAAAAAUUUUAUAAAAUUUUAGAUAGUGCAACUGAUACAGAAGCUGUACAUACGAUGUUGAACGACCUCUUACCAGAAUAUGUUUAUUUUCGUUUUAAUCCAUAUUUGACGGAGAUGUUAUCAAUGGUAGAAAUACGUCCUGAGAAAAUCAGUCAAUUAGAACAAGAUGCAAAAAUGUAUAUUCGCAGAAAUGAAGAAAAAUUUCAGAAAGCUGCUGAAGUUUUACUACAAAAAAGAAGACUUCAACAAAAAAUUAUGGAUUGGAUUACAUUAAAAAGAAAAAUGUCAAACUUUUAAAUUA
Apis dorsata (giant honeybee) is the source of this 2185-nucleotide messenger RNA. RefSeq names its product calcium-independent phospholipase A2-gamma-like. The record is from RefSeq and is a predicted model, not a curated record. The transcript has 8 exons. Gene Ontology annotation, biological process: arachidonate metabolic process. The coding region runs from base 280 to 2181 and encodes 633 amino acids. NCBI's taxonomy places the organism in Eukaryota, Metazoa, Arthropoda, Insecta, Hymenoptera, Apidae. Gene Ontology annotation, cellular component: membrane.